Propithecus coquereli (Coquerel's sifaka) is the source of this 1989-nucleotide messenger RNA. RefSeq names its product solute carrier family 5 (sodium/glucose cotransporter), member 1 (gene SLC5A1). NCBI's taxonomy places the organism in Eukaryota, Metazoa, Chordata, Mammalia, Primates, Indriidae. Gene Ontology annotation, molecular function: D-glucose:sodium symporter activity. The transcript is spliced from 15 exons. Gene Ontology annotation, biological process: sodium ion transport; transmembrane transport. Gene Ontology annotation, cellular component: plasma membrane. Bases 1 to 1989 code for a protein of 662 amino acids. The record is from RefSeq and is a predicted model, not a curated record.
AUGGACAGCAGCACCUGGAGCCCCACGGCCACCGCGACCACCGCGCCCCUCGCGUCCCACGAGCGCAUCCGCAAUGCUGCCGACAUCUCUGUCAUCGUCAUCUACUUCGUGGUGGUGAUGGCCGUCGGGCUGUGGGCUAUGUUUUCUACUAAUCGUGGGACUGUUGGAGGCUUCUUCCUGGCAGGCCGAAGUAUGGUGUGGUGGCCGAUUGGAGCCUCUCUCUUUGCUAGUAACAUCGGCAGUGGCCACUUUGUGGGGCUGGCCGGGACCGGAGCAGCUUCAGGCAUCGCCAUGGGGGGCUUUGAAUGGAACGCCCUGGUUUUCGUGGUUGUGCUGGGCUGGUUGUUUGUCCCCAUCUACAUUAAAGCUGGGGUGGUGACGAUGCCACAGUACCUGCGGAAGCGGUUUGGAGGCAAGCGGAUCCAGGUCUACCUUUCCAUUCUGUCCCUGCUGCUCUACAUUUUUACCAAGAUCUCGGCAGACAUCUUCUCCGGGGCCAUAUUCAUCAAUAUGGCCUUGGGCCUGAAUCUAUAUCUGGCCAUCAUUCUCUUAUUAGUGAUCACUGGCCUUUAUACGAUCACAGGGGGCCUGGCGGCUGUGAUUUACACGGACACCUUGCAGACAGGGAUCAUGCUGGUGGGAUCUUUUAUUCUGACUGGGUUUGCUUUUCACGAAGUGGGGGGGUAUGAUGGCUUCAUGGAAAAAUACAUGAAAGCCAUUCCGACCUUGAUUUCUGAUGGCAACGUCACCGUCAAGGAAGAAUGCUACACCCCGAGGGCCGACUCCUUCCACAUCUUCCGAGAUCCCAUCACAGGAGACAUCCCGUGGCCUGGGCUCAUCUUUGGGCUGUCCAUCCUUGCCCUGUGGUACUGGUGCACGGAUCAGGUCAUUGUGCAGCGCUGCCUCUCGGCCAAGAACAUGUCUCACGUGAAGGCCGGCUGCACCCUGUGUGGGUAUCUGAAGCUGCUGCCCAUGUUCCUCAUGGUGAUGCCGGGAAUGAUCAGCCGCAUCCUGUACACAGAAAAAAUUGCCUGCGUCCUCCCCUCGGAAUGCGAGAAACACUGCGGCACCAGGGUUGGCUGCACCAACAUUGCCUACCCAACUUUGGUGGUGGAGCUCAUGCCUAAUGGGCUGCGGGGCCUGAUGCUGUCAGUCAUGCUGGCCUCUCUCAUGAGCUCCCUGACCUCCAUCUUCAACAGCGCCAGCACCCUCUUCACCAUGGACAUCUACACCAAGCUGCGGAAGGGAGCAUCGGAGAAAGAGCUCAUGCUUGCAGGAAGGCUGUUCAUCCUGGUGCUGAUUGGCAUCAGCAUCGCCUGGGUGCCCAUGGUGCAGUCGGCACAAAGUGGGCAGCUCUUCGAUUAUAUCCAGUCUAUCACCAGUUACUUGGGACCACCCAUUGCGGCUGUCUUCCUGCUUGCCAUUUUCUGGAAGAGAGUCAAUGAGCCAGGAGCCUUUUGGGGACUGAUCUUAGGAUUUCUGAUCGGGAUUUCCCGUAUGAUUACUGAGUUUGCCUAUGGAACCGGGAGCUGCAUGGAGCCCAGUAACUGUCCCACGAUUAUCUGUGGGGUGCACUACUUGUACUUUGCCAUCAUCCUCUUUGUGAUCUCCAUCAUCACCAUCACGGUCGUCUCCCUCCUGACCAAGCCCAUUCCAGAUGUGCAUCUCCACCGUCUGUGUUGGAGCCUGCGCAACAGCAAAGAGGAGCGAAUUGACUUGGAUGCAGGACAGGAGGACUUCCAAGAACCCCCAAAGGAGGCCAUUGAAAUAGAAGCUCCUGAGGAGAAAAAAGGAUGCUUCAGGCGGGCCUACGACCUGUUUUGUGGGCUGGACCAGCAGACCGGACCCAAGUUGACCAAGGAAGAGGAGGCAGCCAUGAAGAUGAAGCUGACAGACACCUCUGAGAAGCCUUUGUGGAGGACAGUGGUGAACAUCAACGGCAUCAUCCUGCUGGCAGUGGCUGUCUUUUGCCACGCGUAUUUUGCCUGA